UCACAGAAAUUCCAAUCAUUCCAGAAGAGCCGGCCACACCUCACCCCCCAAUCUGCCCAGACCCCAGAAUAGAAUCCAAGGGACAAUUUCUGCUUGAACCAUAAUCUACGGCUUACAUUCUUCCAUAAGACGAUCAAACGGAUCAGACAUUCCAAAGUUCUCUCUCUCUCUCUCUCAAUACUAUUUAACGGCUGCUUCAGUCAUUUGCAUGUACAAGUCAAUAGUGUACUUGGAUUGGAAGCAGUUUGCAGAGAGAGAGAGAGAGAGAGAGAGAGAGAGGCGCGAAAAUGGAGAGGGAGAGAGAAAGGCAUGUCUACAUGGCGAGGCUUGCAGAACAAGCCGAGAGAUAUGAUGAGAUGGUUGAAUCAAUGAAGCAGGUUGCUAGGUUGGAUGUGGAACUGACAGUAGAGGAGAGGAAUCUGGUUUCUGUUGGGUAUAAGAAUGUGAUUGGGGCAAGGAGGGCAUCAUGGAGGAUAUUGUCUUCCAUUGAACAGAAGGAGGAGUCUAGGGGGAAUGAGCAGAAUGUGAAGAGGAUAAGGGAUUACAGGCACAAGGUUGAAGAUGAGCUUUCAAGGAUCUCUAAUGACAUCUUGACCAUCAUUGAUGACCAUCUCCUCCGAUCCUCCUCUGCAGGAGAAUCGAUUGUCUUCUACCAUAAGAUGAAGGGAGACUACUACCGGUACCUAGCUGAAUUUAAAACUGGGGUUGAUCGUAAGGAGGCUGCAGAUCAGUCACUCAAGGCUUACCAGGCUGCCACUAAUAUUGCUGCAACAGAUCUGCCACCAACUCAUCCAAUUAGGCUUGGCCUGGCCUUGAAUUUCUCUGUCUUUUACUAUGAGAUAUUGAAUUCCCCUGAGAGGGCAUGCCAUCUGGCAAAACAAGCAUUUGAUGACGCAAUUGCAGAACUUGAUAACCUCAGUGAGGAAUCCUACAAGGAUAGCACCCUUAUAAUGCAGCUCCUUAGGGAUAACCUCACAUUAUGGACUUCAGAUUUGCCAGAGGAAGGAGGGGAGCAGUCCAAAAGUGUUGAACCUGAAGCAGCAGAGCCCACCCAUCAUUGCGGGCAAAGUUAAUCAUGUUGGAGGAAUUGUGGACAAAUUGGUACGUGUGGAUGAAAAAAGUGGGUGAACUUCAUCUCCUCCUCUGAAGAGUGWCCUCGUAGGAGUCUAGAGCCUGCCCUUCUGCAGGUUUUGAACCCGCAGGUCACGCAUUGUAUUUGCAUGGAUGGUGCACUCCCAUUGGGGAUCCAACAAUGGACCCUGCUCUGUUCAUAAAUAACCAGCAGAUCCUGACUCUCCUCAAAUGGAGGAUGCUUAGCGACCAACCGAUCCCAUGAACAAAUGUAUGGAAUGUGUUUAAGAUAUGGAAUUUAUAGAUCUAUAAUAACAUUAAGAGCUCAAGACAAUUAUUUUCUAAUAUCUGGUUGUGUUAGGAAUCUUCUCUCCUCUUGUAAGAUCAACCCUAUUCUAAAUUUGUAAUAGCCUCGUUUUGCAAUGGAUAUUUUUCAAGCAUGCCCAUUAA
This is a messenger RNA of Nelumbo nucifera (sacred lotus), 1521 nucleotides long. Its product is annotated as 14-3-3 protein 7-like. The record is from RefSeq and is a predicted model, not a curated record. Lineage: Eukaryota; Viridiplantae; Streptophyta; Magnoliopsida; Proteales; Nelumbonaceae.